Messenger RNA from Phascolarctos cinereus (koala), 939 nucleotides. The record is from RefSeq and is a predicted model, not a curated record. NCBI's taxonomy places the organism in Eukaryota, Metazoa, Chordata, Mammalia, Diprotodontia, Phascolarctidae.
AUGGACAAUCAAAGCCAAGUGACUGAAUUUAUCCUCUUGGGACUUUCACAGAAUCAAGAUGUUCAGAAAAUAAUAUUUGCAAUAUAUCGGUUUUUCUACCUCACAGCUCUGGGGGUGAAUUUAUUUACUGUUGUGACCAUCAUUUGUAGUCCCUCUCUUCUGGGCUCACCCAUGUACUUCUUCCUAGCCUUUCUUUCUCUCCUGGAUGCCUACUUCUCCUCUGCCAUUGCUCUAAAAGUUAUAGUGGAUUCCCUCCCUGAGAGGAGAACGAUCUCAUUCAGAAGCUGUAUGACACAGCUUUUUGCAGAGCAUUUCUUCGCAGGUGUUGAGGUGAUCAUCCUCUCAGCCAUGGCCUAUGACUGCCAUGUAGCCAUCUGCAAGCCUUUGCACUAUGUUACCAUCAGGACACAGAAGGUAUGUAGGAUCUUGGUGGAAUUAGCCUGGUUGGGGUCAUUUGUGCAUUCCAUUGCCCAGCUCUUCAUUGCCUUGAACUUACCCUUCUGUGGUCCCAAUGUAGUCAACCACUACUUCUGUGAUUUGCAACCCUUGAUGAAAUUGGCUUGCACUGACACAUAUGUGUUAAACCUCUCGGUUGUUAACAGUGGCGCCAUCUGUGCAGUGAGCUUUAUAUUGCUAAUGAUCUCCUACAUUGUUAUCUUAUGUUCUCUGAGAAAUCGCAGUAGAGAGGGGAGGUUAAAAGCUCUUUCCACCUGCAGCUCUCACAUCAUUGUUGUCCUCAUGUUCUUUGGCCCCUGUAUAUUCAUAUACAGCAGACCACUGACCACGUUUCCUGUGGAUAAAUUGGUGGCUGUCUUUUAUGCCAUUGGAACUCCUUUGCUCAACCCUUUGAUCUACACACUGAGGAAUAAAGAAGUUAAAACUGCUAUGAGGAAGGUGUGGAGCAGAGGUAAAAUUAUACAUAAAAAAUUACAUGCAUAG